GCCGCCGCCAUGGAGAUGAAGAAGCGCAUCCACCUGGAGCUGCGCAACCGCGCGCCCGAGAAGGUGGCUGAGUUGGUUCUUGACAACUGUCGGUCUAGCAAUGGUGAAAUUGAAGGCCUGAAUGACACCUUUAAAGAAUUAGAGUUCCUCAGCAUGGCCAACGUAGAGCUGACGUCUCUGGCCAAGCUCCCCACCUUAACUAAACUUCGAAAGCUGGAACUGAGCGACAACCUAAUUUUAGGGGGUCUGGAGGUCCUGGCAGAGAGAUGUCCAAAUCUCACAUAUUUAAAUCUGAGCGGCAACAAAAUCAAAGAUCUCAGCACUGUGGAAGCUCUUCAAAAUCUUAAGAACUUGAAGAGUCUUGAUUUGUUUAACUGUGAAGUCACAAACCUGGAAGAUUACAGAGAAAGUGUGUUUGAGCUGCUUCAGCAAAUCACAUAUCUAGAUGGAUUUGAUCAAGAUGAUAAUGAGGCCCCUGACUCACAAGAUGAAGAUGAUGAAGAUGGGGAUGAGGAUGAGGACGAAGAAGAUGAGGACAAAGCUGGUCCCCCAGGAGAAUAUGAAGAGAACGAUGAGGAAGAGGAUGAUGGUUCAGAUUUAGGGGAAGCUGAAGGUGAAGAGGAGGAGGAAGAGGAAGAAGUAGGCCUUUCAUACUUGAUGAAAGAAGAGAUUCAGGAUGAAGAAGAUGAUGAUGAUUAUGUGGAGGAGAAAGAGACUGAAGAGGAGGAAGCCGACAGUGUCCGAGGGGAGAAGAGGAAACGUGCAGCUGAAGACGAGGGAGAUGAGGAGGACGAUUAAGUUGUAGGAAACAAAAUAGGACCAGAUACAUUAUGUUGCAGGAUAUGCAAUAGUGAUAUGCAGACUUGUAUGUCUCCAUGUAUCAUAGGUAACCCUACAGAAAAUAUUAAUGUGUUAACUUUUUAUAGGAAGUGUGUUUUUACUAUUUUGCCCUUUUUAUCAUUCCAAUUAAGACAUAAUAGCCCAUUAUUGAUCAUGUGCAUAGAACACUGUUUUUAUCCCUUUAAUCACUGAACCAGUU
Molecule: messenger RNA, 1039 nt
Organism: Euleptes europaea (tarantolino)
Lineage: Eukaryota; Metazoa; Chordata; Lepidosauria; Squamata; Sphaerodactylidae
Gene: ANP32E
Product: acidic nuclear phosphoprotein 32 family member E
Exons: 8
Coding region: 10-798 (262 amino acids)
Biological process (GO): regulation of apoptotic process
Cellular component (GO): nucleus
Molecular function (GO): histone binding; phosphatase inhibitor activity
Source: RefSeq, a predicted model, not a curated record